Molecule: messenger RNA, 2779 nt
Organism: Aspergillus aculeatinus CBS 121060
Lineage: Eukaryota; Fungi; Ascomycota; Eurotiomycetes; Eurotiales; Aspergillaceae
Exons: 6
Coding region: 1-2367 (788 amino acids)
Biological process (GO): DNA-templated transcription; positive regulation of transcription by RNA polymerase II
Molecular function (GO): DNA-binding transcription factor activity, RNA polymerase II-specific; sequence-specific DNA binding; zinc ion binding
Source: RefSeq, a predicted model, not a curated record
AUGAGCCCGAGAUCGGAAGAUGCGACUGCGUCGACGCCGGCCAAGAAGGUCCGUCUAGCGUGUCGGCGAUGCAGAGCUAAACGAAUCAAGUGUGAUGGCGGCAUUCCAGCGUGCUCGAACUGUGCCCGUGCUAAAGAAAGCUGUGUCGAUGUCGAUGGGCGCAACAAUGACAUUUCCAUCCCACGCGACUAUGCCGUACGCUGUCACGCACGGAUCGAAUGGCUCGAAGAGCAACUCUUGCUUUUAGAUCCAGAUUUUGACCUCUCCAAGGCACCGCCGGUAGAUCAAUCAUCGUUGCCAAAUACCGUCCCACGUAGAACGCCAUCGACUACUCCGACGGGGAGUACAGAACACGCGGAGCUGCCCGCGUCAUGCGCGCAGCAAGCGGCUGAAAAGGAGGCUGGUACCCCAUCGGCCGAAGCACGCUCUGUAGCCAUGGACCUGGGGAUGCUAUCACUCCACUCCGACUCGCGACAGAAAUACUACCUGGGGUCGUCUUCCGGCCUGUUCUUCACGAAAUUGAUUGGGGCCGAUAGCCCUCUCUCACCAGCUACCUCCAACUCGUCGUACGGGGCGUGGGGGAAUUCGAAACGCCGCACUGCCCCAGGUCCCUCGCCUGAGGCGUAUCGUUUGUUGUACAACAAACUUAGAAGGGACUUACCUUCGCCCGACGAAGCCAACCAUCUGAUUGGUAUAUACCUUCAAGAGCUCCAUGUCGAUCACCCUUUCCUCCACGCCACCUCUCUGUUCAACGCGUACAACGCACUGUGGUUCUGCGCGGAACGCGGGUACCAAGGGAAUGUGAACCUCAACGGGUGGCCGGAGGAGAUGGAGCCAUUCUCGUACAACGGGCGAUUCGACCAGGUGGCUGACGCCGACAUGACGCCCAUCUCCAUCUUCGCCGCCGCGCUCCACGUGUUCAUGGUGCUAUCCCUUGCGGCGACGAUCCUCACGCGGAACAAGAAUUUCGAGUACCCGCCCGCCCGGUUCUACGCGAUCGCCUCCACGGCCGCAGCCGAGUGCCUGAGCGGCAUUUCCGUGACGGCCCUGCAAAGCAUCCUCCUGUUCAUCGUACAGGGGAUGGUGGGACCCACCAACCUGAGCAUCUGGACCUUGGUGCAUAUUGCCAUGUCGCAUGCGAUUGAUCUCGGGCUGCAUCGGGAGCCGAAAGACGAGGCGGACAAUUCGCCCACCGCCCUUGCUUUACGACGGCUGAUCUUCUACACCGUCUACAACCUCGACCGAUCCAUCUCCACAAUCCAGGGCCGACCGCUUGGCAUCCGCGAUGAGACCUUCGACAUCCGGCUGCCAGGUCUCAAUGAAUUCGUCGUCGACGAAACCGCCAGCACCAACGCCAACAGCCACUCGGAGCUGCGCUUCUCCAUCCACCGCUUCAAGCUGGACGCAUUGAUCUCCGAGAUCAAGAUCCUGCUCUACCACCUCCCCAACCGCGGCAACGCCCUGUCGUGGCCGACCGACACGGCCGGAGAACAAGCGCGCAUCAAGAAGGAUCUCGACCAGUGGCUCGCCGACGUCCGGGCCACCCGCGCCCCCUCGGAGGAGCUCACCACCACCACCACCACCCACCACGACGAGGACCACGUCUUCAAGCACCAGUGCAAGAUCAUGAAGCUCGAGGUCCUAUACCACGGGGCCAUCACGCUGCUCUACCAGCCGUCGCAGGCGUUCCCGUCGCCCACCGCCGCCGCCCUCCUGCACUGCUACCGCAGCUCCCGCGACCGGAUCCACAUCUACAACCGCCUCAACACCCAGGAGCAUCUCUACUACACGUGGCGCAACAUCCACGGGAUCUUCGCAUCGGGCGCGACCAUCAUCUACUGCUUCUGGGCCUCCUCAGAGCUGCAGGCGGUCGUCCCCUUCAAAGAGGCCCUGCAGUGUCUGCGCGUGUGCUCCAACCUCCUCAGCAUCGGCGGCCAGUGGUGGCCCUCCGUGCGCCACGGCAAGGAGAACUUCGACCGCAUCGUCGACCUCACCGUCGAGCGGUUGAGCCAGAAGCACCACCACCACCAGCAGCUGCUGCAGCAGCAGCAGUCAAGUGCGACCGGGGGGAAUACGCUCCUGGACCCCAUGACCAGCGCAGUCGACGGCGGCCCGUUCCAGCCGGCUUACCCGCCGGUGCCGACCGACGGGGCCACCCCCAACAUGCAGCAGCAGCAGCACCAACAAGAGGCAGUGGAGAACCUGUUCGGUUUAUCGUCGGUCACGUGCGAUGCCGGGCUCGGUGGCGGCCAGGAUCUGGAGAUAGCGGCGCAGCACGAUCCCAUUAUGGAGAGCUUUUUCACCGAGUACCUGCAGGGCGACUGGAGCUGGGAUCCGUUUUCGACGGGGGUGGAGCCGCUGCCCUGACGGUCGGUCGGAUAGGAAUGCAGUGGACUCGGCUGUACUGUGCCCUACCUACCCUCUCGGCCCGGCGGGCUCCGAUGAGACCGCGUCACCACUCGACGGUCUUGUAGAUGAUAGUGGUAGCCGGGCAGGGGGAAAUCCAGAUUAUUAUGGUUGCAGGGGGAAAGAGAAGCCAGGGCGAGUCAGAUCCCAGGCUGUCUUUAUUGUGCUCUUGUGCGAUUACCAAGAUAACACGUCCUCGAGACUCAAUUGCCAACCAUCGCGCCUCUUCCGUUAUGGCACGAGCGCGAAGGGGGAAGAGAGCCUGUAAGACCGGGGGGUUGAGCUCUCCGGUAGAAGCUCGGCCUUGGCUCAGGCCACGACCGUGCAAGCCACUUAGAAAUUGGCUCCACAGCACCGGUGGGGUAGCAGCAGG